Molecule: messenger RNA, 3608 nt
Organism: Callorhinchus milii (elephant shark)
Lineage: Eukaryota; Metazoa; Chordata; Chondrichthyes; Chimaeriformes; Callorhinchidae
Gene: slc22a15
Product: solute carrier family 22 member 15
Exons: 12
Coding region: 93-1577 (494 amino acids)
Biological process (GO): transmembrane transport
Cellular component (GO): membrane
Molecular function (GO): transmembrane transporter activity
Source: RefSeq, a predicted model, not a curated record
CGUCGCUCAGGGGCGGCUGUCGGGGUUCGGGUGGGAGGAGGGGGAAGCGGAGUGAACAUGAUCGCUGGCGCUCGGUGUUGGCCGCCCACGGGAUGGAGUUGGACGAUGCGUUCGCGUCGGCGGGCGAGUUCGGGAGGUACCAGAAGCGGCUGACCUGCCUGCUGGUCCUGCUGCAGAUUUAUAUUGCAUGCCAGUCAAUGCUCAUUGUACUUGUGGGAGCCCAGCCUGAAUACAAGAUAAACUCUGAAGUAGUGUCCAACCAUCAUGAGGAAAUGAUUAAGCAGAUCACAUUUGAGGACGAUUUCACCUCCAUUGUAACUGAGUGGCACCUAAUCAAUGAUGAAGCGUACAAAGUCAGCUUAUCUGGAUCCUUGUUCUUUGUUGGGGUUCUUAUUGGUAACAUCGUGUUUGGGCCCCUGUCUGACAAACUGGGGAGGAAACCAGUCUUUCUAGCAGGUUUGUUCCUCGAUGUUGUGUUUGGAUUUGUUACAGCAAUCGCUCCAACGUAUGAAAUCUUUGCUGCAACUCGGCUGAUUGUUGGGAUUAUGAAUGGUGGAAUGUCGCUCGUGUCCUUCGUACUGACACAGGAAUAUGUGGGAAAAUCCUACUGGGCAUUAACAGGGUCACUCACUAAUUUGGUAUUUGCGAUUGGGAUUGCUUUGUUUUCCGUAAUCGGCUAUUACAUCAGGGAUUGGCGAGCUCUGGCUGCUGCAGCAAAUUCCCCUGGAGUGCUGUUUUUCCUGUUUUCUAUUACGCUUCCAGAAUCUCCAAGGUGGCUGUAUUCGCAUGGGAAGACUGAGAAAGCAGAGGAAGUGCUGCAGCAUAUUUCAUUAAGAAAUGGAAAUGCCAAAACCAUCUUCAAACUAAAACCAUGUGCUGGGGCAAUGCACACUAGUGGGCCAGCACCUGGCCUUCUGGACUUGGUAAAACAUCCAAUAUUACGACGGCGAACAGUCAUCCUGAUGUAUGUUUGGUAUGUUUGCAGUCUUGUAUAUUAUGGCCUGACAAUGAAUGCUGGACAAUUAAAAGGCAACCGAUAUCUUAACAUGGCAAUGUACGGCCUUGUGGAAGUGCCAGCAUUUCCCCUUUGUAUGUACUUCAUUGACAAAUCUUGGUGUGGACGACGUAAAACAAUGGCUGCAUUCCUGCUGUUUGCAGGGUUUGCCUGUCUAGGUACCAUGUUUGUACCCAGUCAACUGGAUUCAGAGAUUGGAUUUCUGCUGAACAUUACCUCAUUGGCAUUAUGUGGAAAAUUAGCUGUCAGUGCUGCCUUCAACAUUGCAUAUGUUUUCACAGCAGAACUUUAUCCGACUGUGAUCAGGAAUGCUGGAUUAGGAGUAUGUUCCAUGUCCUGCAGAAUAGGUGGGAUUUUGGCUCCAUUUGUGCCAUCACUGAGAUCUAUGAAUCCGUCUAUGCCAUUUAUUGUGUUUGGGAUCACUGGAAUGUCGGGAGGAUUCAUGGGGCUCUUUCUCCCUGAAACAUUAAAUAAACCAAUUGCUGAGGCAAUUGAAGAUCUUCAAUGCUUGUCCUAUCAGAGACUAGAAGAAAAAAGGGCAGCGGGAUUACAGGAAAAUUAAAUCAACAAAGAUAACAGUGAAAAAACACUAUGUCCAUAAUUGAAAGAUUUCUGAUAAUGGCUAAUUAGUGCUUUAAAGACAAUGUGCAUUUUUAUAUUGAAUUGUUGAAUAAGAAAAUUUGCAAUAAACUUGCAAUUUAUUUUGUGAAACAUAUUAUAAAUUUCUUAGAUUGGAAAAAAAAACUUUCAGAUAUUCAUUUGUCCAAUAUUUAAGUAACUGGAGGAACAAAGACAAAUCCCUAUGUCUUACAUUUUUUAAUUGUACAGUAUUGCAAACAUUUUUACACUUUUGUAAGAACCAGUUAAAUGUUUACUAUUUUUGCAUGAUUUUCAAAAAUAUAAAUUCCUUGACCAAAGGUUUGUACUUUCAGUUCAUCCGCCCAUGACCCCUGGCUCAGUGCUACUAGGGACCAUGUAUUGAUUAUUCCUAAUCAGGUGUUUGACACAAUUGGGUGUUCGUUUCACUCACUCUUGCCUUUAGAUCAGACAUUGUGAGUUGAGCUCGUAUUCCAGGCUGAAGCUCCAUUACAGCAAAGUCAGAGAUAUUGUUCUUCAGAUGGGAUGUUAACCUGAGGUUUCCAUCCACCUGUUUAGUUGUUAAAUGUCCAAAGACACUAUUUCAGAAGAGAACAGAGUUUGUCUUAAUGUUCUGACUAAUAAUACUUUAUUGGUCAUUCAUUUCAUAGCUGUUUGUGGGACCUUGUGUGCACAAAUCCCCACAAUUGCUUACGAGUACACAAUCAUUUCACUUCACAGCAAUUACCUGUGAAGCCCUUUAAAACAUAUCGAUUAUAUAUUAGAUGCAAGGAUUGUAAUACACUGUGAACUUUUUGAAUCAGAACACUUAUUUUGACACUUGCAGAAUAGUUUUAAUUUGGUGUCAUCUAGGAUUUGCCUCAGUUUAUUCCUUAUCUCUUUCCUUCCCCAAGCUAUGCAUUGUUUCCUUUAGAGUUGAUGCCAGAGCAUUGUGUGACAUGAACUUCAUCCAUAGCAACUACUCAUUAGCUGACAUAAUGCUUUUGCAGAAGGUCAAAAUGAUUUCCAAUAUUUCUUUCCCCUGAUGGAUUGCAGAUCACAAUAAUAUUCUUGGUUUAGAAGCUUGACUUGAAAACUGGCAAAUCUUGCCACAGUAAUUGUGUAACACAAUAAGAAACCAUUUAACAGUUUAGUUUUCGGUGGGGAAAAUAAUAAUGAUAAUAGUCUUCACAUUUCAUAUAACUCCUUUGACAUCGGGAGGCAUCUCAAGAGUGCUUCACAGGAUAUAUUGUAAAAUGUAUUGAUUAUGUAUUUUGUCGGCGAAAAGGACAACUCUAACUCAACUCGAUGUGCAAGUAGUUAAAGCCUGUCAUCUUUUAUCAGUGUCAUUGUAACACUAGAAUUCUAAUACUCCUUUUUUAAAAAUAGUUACAUUAUUGUGGUGCAAAAGUGUUAGCAUUGAAAGAGUUAACACAUAAGUAAAUACUUCACUUUACAAAACUGCUUUCUUUAGUCAAAGGAUGGUUUAUUUUCAAAGAAAACAUUCCAUGUGUAAAUUUAAGAGAUUAAGUUUGUCAAGGUGAUUCUACUUGUGCGUUAUUUUUUCUGCAUUUUUCUGUUACAAAUGUUUCUGUAAUUAUAUUGGCAUGUAGAAAAUGGUGGAAUAUGGUAAAUUUGCUGUGCAUAUACUGUAUUUGCCAGCUUUUGUUGAAUGAGGAGUGUCAACAUGUUGCAUAUGUUUCUUUGUUGGAAAGAUUGUCCAAAUACAGCCAAAGCUUCGCCAACCUGAAAAGGAACCAAUUUAGUAUACUGCAUUUUUUUUAAUAUAAACUUUGUUCUUUUCUAAAGAUAUUAUUGCAAUUACUUUGUUUAAUCAAUUCUAGCAAAUGUAAUCUCACAUUCCAAUUGCUGAAAAUAGUGUUUGUCAUUUCAGAUAUCCAAUCCCAUCUUGUUUCACAUUUUUACUGGAGAGGAGGAAUUUACCACUAUAUUUGUUUGUACAUGUUAUUCAAUGGAAUGUGGAACAUGCUAAAUAAAAUAAUUAUUGCAAUCAAUA